Molecule: messenger RNA, 1617 nt
Organism: Fusarium redolens
Lineage: Eukaryota; Fungi; Ascomycota; Sordariomycetes; Hypocreales; Nectriaceae
Exons: 1
Coding region: 1-1617 (538 amino acids)
Source: RefSeq, a predicted model, not a curated record
AUGGAGGAUCUGUCUUCCCCUAUCAGCAUCGCCUCGUCUACCCCAACUGCUCCAACUUCGGCCUCAAAAGUCACCUACACCACGGCUGGCACUCCAUACAAUCCCAGCACUUCUCAGCCACUGCAACCGCCCGCCAGACGAGGUCGCUCUCUAAAGUGGCCUGCUGGUCUUCCUGCAGCUGGGCUAUCUCUACUUCCCAAAUCUGUUCUUGCCACUCUGCCCCUUAAGGCAGGAUCUCGGUCUUCUUCCCUCCAACAGUACAGCCCUCAGACGCCCUACGACAGAGCAUCUAGCCCCUUGAACGAUACAGACCACAGAUGUAGUAGCAUGUCUGCUCAAGUACCCCGACUUGUGUCUUCUGCGACUCCGUCGCCGCUUACGUCCCUUUUCUCCGAAGCUGAACAAGGCACAUUUACCGACGUUGACCCAAGUGAGGAAAGCGAUGAAGAGUGCGAACUCGGCAUGGACCCGUUGAUGAACAUGACAGUAAAGUCUCUUCACAACCUGGCCUCUUACCCAAACCCCAAUCAGAAGCGAGCUCAGAAAGCCCUUCUUCGGGGACUCAAGCCAGCUCUGGGCCUGAAGACAACAACUCAUGUUGACGAGCCUUUGGCCCCUCUCACACAUUCCUUUGGACUCCAAGAUGCGUCCAACAGCAACACCACCCUGCCAAAUGUGUUCCAUCCAACACAAACAGAGAAGGAUACCUUUGGAAGAUCUUUCGAUGACGCAUUCUGGAACUCCCAAGGCAACAAGUCGCCCAGCAUUCCCCCUGGAGCAUCCCGGAAUUUCAAUCGCGCGGUUGGCAGCAAUACCGCCCGUACUGCUGGUACUCUAGCUCCCGGUUCCGGCGCUCCACGUCCCUUGACUGCCGGCCCUCCUGGUCAACGCCAGUAUCGCCCAUCGACCUUUGAGUCAACCUUCAAAGCACUCCAUACAAACGAACCAAGCCAAGAUGUCAAGCAAGAUGAAGACGAAGACGUUCUUAUCAUCACUCGACAGACUCUACGACAAGCAGGCAUUAGUAACAACAGCCUGGCACAGAACAUAUCGUCGUUCGAAGCGACUGCUUCACUGGCUUCAAAAGCCCCAGAGGGUUUGGAGGGGUUGUCUGUCGAUUGCAAAACCACCCAGCCAAGUGCACCCACAACCGCCGCGACGCGAGGCUUCCAGUAUCCUACGAGAGGAGCGUCAUCCUGGGGCUUAGGCGCUGCUACGACAUCUGCAUGCUUGACAUCAUCGCCCGAGCUCAACCAGUCUCGAUACACAUCGGGACCUAGAUUCAGAACAGCAAAGGAACUCCAGGCCUACAACAACAAGAUCAGUCACGCCUGGUACUACGGAGCCGACUUCCUAGUAGCUGCACCAAGCGAAAUUGCGUUGCAGGUUCAGCCCCCCAAGGGAAAGGGGCAGUUCGGUGCUAUUGGGGAUGGGCGUCCGUCAAAGAAGGGUGAAUUUCAUCGCCGAAUGGAAAUUGAAGACGCCAAUCGCAUGUCAGUGGCGGACCAUGCUCGUCCGCUGUUCAAUAUGGCACAUGCAAACGUGCAGCAGUUCAUUGAAGGCGGGUGGAAUAAGAGCCGGGGAGGCCGUGCUGCGGUAAUGCAGGCAACCAAGUAG